Molecule: messenger RNA, 3097 nt
Organism: Cannabis sativa
Lineage: Eukaryota; Viridiplantae; Streptophyta; Magnoliopsida; Rosales; Cannabaceae
Product: putative disease resistance protein RGA4
Exons: 2
Coding region: 75-2651 (858 amino acids)
Biological process (GO): defense response to other organism
Molecular function (GO): ADP binding
Source: RefSeq, a predicted model, not a curated record
CAAUUCUCAAGUCUUAACUCCUUUGCGUGUUAGUCAUUAGUCUUCUAAAUUCAAUUCCCAACAAGAUUGAGAAAAUGGCAGAUCUAGCUUACAUUUUAGCUGGAAAUGUGUUGGACAGGUUAGGCUCCAUUGCUUACAACAAAAUUAGCUUGGCACAUGGCAUGAAAGAUGACCUCGAAAAGCUUAAGCUAAUCACACUCAGCCUCCAAGAAGUUCUCCCAGAUGCAGAAACUAAGCAGGAACAGAGGCCAUCACUCAAAACUUGGGUCACUCAGCUUAAAGAUAUAUUCAACGAUGCAGUGGAUGUAUUGGAUGAAUUUGAGUGCGAACUACAAAGGAGAAACGUUGUCCAACAAUAUGCCUCUUUCAAUAGAAAGGUACGUCGUUUCUUUUCGUAUUCCAACCCACUUGCCUAUCGUUUUAGUGUAGCUCAUCGAAUUAAAGAGAUAAGGAAGAAGUUAGAUGAGGUUGAUAAGAAUAUGAGACAGUUUCAAUUGAUCAAAACCCCAUUGAAUGUGGAAGAAAGUUUCAGAGAAACUCACUCCUUUGUUAACCUUUCAGACGUUAUUGGUAGAGAUCGUGAAAAGAGGGAGUUUGUAGAUAUAGUAUUGAAGGACAAAACUCAAGAAAGUGAUAAUCAAAUUCCUGUUAUAUCUGUAAUUGGGAUUGGAGGUUUAGGAAAGACUACACUUAUCAAAAUAGUAUACAAUGAUGAUGAAAUUAAAGAAAAGUUUGAUUUAAGAAUUUGGGUAUGUGUCUCUUUGGAUUUCAAUGUGUCUAAAAUAGUAAAAGAUAUUCUUAUAGAUGCAACUGGCAAUAGUAAUGUUACAAGUAACUCGCCUAGUUUAAACCAGUUGCAAAAAUCCUUGAUAAGCACCUUGAAAGGUAAAAAAUUUCUACUUGUAUUGGAUGAUGUAUGGAAUGAGGAUUUUUCAAAGUGGCAGGCAUUGGCAGAGUUGUUAUCGGUGGGUUCUAAGGAAAGCAGAAUUAUAGUGACAACACGAAACAGUGAAGUUGCUUCAAUCAUGGGUGAAACAAAUACGUAUGAAUUGAAGGGUCUCCUUGAGAAGGAUUGUUUCUCUUUAUUUUUCAGGUAUGCGUUUGGAAGUGAAGCAACAGCAGCUGAGUAUCCACAGCUCAAACAAAUUGGUGAGGAAAUUGUGAGAAAGUGUGGUGGGGUUCCCUUGGCAUUGAAGACAUUGGGUAGUCUUCUUCGGUUAAAGAAAUGUGAAGCUCGUGAAUGGGAAAUCAUAAGAGACAGUAAAAUUUGGGAGUUAAAAGAAGUGCAACGUGACAUUUUGCCGAUAUUGCGAUUAAGUUACAAUGCAAUGUCUCCGUAUUUGAGACAAUGUUUUGCUUAUUGCUCAGUAUUUGAAGAGGAUACUACAUUGCCCCACAUUUGUUUGAUUAGGAUUUGGAUGGCACUUGGAAUGCUUCCCUCACCUAAAAACAAAGAGGAGCUCGAAGAUAUCGGUGAGUCAUGUUUUAUAGAGUUGUGCAACAGAUCUUUCUUUCAAGCCGACCAUGAUCAAGAUUAUUUUGGACUCAUCCUAGCCUUUAGAGUGCAUGAUUUAAUUCACAACUUUGCAUGCUCAAUAACCCAAAAUGAGUGCUCAAUUAUAAAUUCCGACGACAAUAGAGAGAUAUCUGAUCUGGUAAGAUAUUUAAGAGUUGUUAUCAAUGAGAAUAACUUGAAAAAACUGAGUAAGCUAAAGAAACUGAAGUGUAUCCAUGUUAAGUGUACCGGGGAAGAGAAGGAUGAAGUUGUGCAGUUAUUCCUUUCUACAUGCAUCUCAACAUUCAAGAACUUACGAGUGUUUGAUUUAUCAGAAUUAUCUUUUGAGGUGUUGCCAAGUUCGAUUGGGAGCAUGAAGCAGUUGAGAUAUCUUGAUUUAUACAAUAAUGAAAAGAUAAAGAGAUUGCCUGAUUCAAUUUGUAAGCUGCAAAGUUUACAAACUUUGAUUUUUGGUGGAUGUGUGGAGCUUGAGGAAUUACCUAAGGGUAUAUGGAACUUGGUAAGCCUUAGAAUUCUUUCAUUAACCACAAAACAGACCCUUUUAGGAGAUUGUGGAAUUGGUCGAUUAAAGUCUAUUCGUAUAUUAAUUAUUUUGAAUUGUAAGAAUUUGAAAGCCUUGCCAGAUGACUUGAUAUACUGCACUACAUUAAAUACUCUUGCAAUAAUUGGUUGUCAAGAAUUAAUGUCUCUACCAAAAGGGAUGGAAUGCCUCACAUCAUUACAUACUCUCAUAAUAUUGGGUUGUGAUCAACUCAACUUAGCAAGUGAAAGUAUUAAAGAAGAUGUCCAAUGGAGACUUCAGACAUUUGUGAUUGAUGAGCUACCAAUGACAACAGAUCUGCCUCAAUGGCUCCAACAUGCUGCCAAGACCCUGCGACGAAUACAGAUUGAAGAUUGUUCCAAACUAGUGAGACUGCCGGAGUGGCUGCCAAAACUCAUGUCACUCGAGAAGCUUGUGAUUAAGGAUUGUCCAAAAUUGUUGUCCCUUCCCGAUGGGAUGGAAGGCCUCACCUCCCUUACACAUUUGAAGAUUGAAGAUUGCGAUGCAUUAGAGGAAAGAUGCGAACGAGAAGUAGGCCCGGAUUGGCAUAAGGUCGCUCAUGUUCCCAACCUUUCUAUCGGUGAAGAUGAUUGAUAAUGACAAGAGGAGAAGUACAUGAAGAAGAAGACAUCAAAUCUAGGCUAUUGAGGAACAAUUGAGGAAGAGAAGAUAUUGGUGACAAUUUUGAUGAGUUAUUUAUGGAUACCGUUGCAACUGAGGAAAAUGAGGAGCUUUGCUGAGUUGUUGAAGCACCCGAAAUAGAUGAGUAAAUAUGAGUUGUUUUUUAGCAUAUGCACCCCUUUAAAGCACCCGAACUAGUUGGGUUUUAAGGGAUUUUUUUAAUUGUAAGUACAAGGGGAUAGUGGGGCUGCAUGUCACUAGCACAGUUAGGCUAUGUAAUUGUAUGGAAGUUGGAUUUUGGUGAGUGAAGGAAAAUGUAGAAAAAAAUAUAUAUAAAUCAAUUUUUCAAGUUUGGUACUGAAAUUUUGUUGAAUUGAGUGUUUUUUAUACAAUUUUUUUGAAUAUUGCUAUUCGGCAUU